AUGCACAACAUAUUCACUCGUCGAACCCAGCUGGAGGCUCUUCAGCAAACACUGCUUGACAAAGCCGAUGCCAUUCAGGACGCCAUCCUCGCUAGCACUAGCUAUGUUGCCUCCGAGGCUGCCGUGGAGUAUAUCCUGACACUAGACGCCUUAAAGGAGUAUCAUCAGGCUUUGGACAUCGACCGCGCACUCCAGGAUGAGUAUGCCAUUGCAAGGGGGGAGGAUGCUGCCGGCCAACGGGACCCCGUGGGAAUUGUAUACAUUGUUCCGACGAGCUAUACAGUCUUCUACUCGGUCUUAGUCGCUGUUGCUGGCGCUAUUACUGCUGGUGAUUGUAUCGUUAUUGAACUGUACAACUCUCUUCAAGCCCUUCCUAUGUUGAUCAAGAAGCUCCUGGAGUCGUCGCUUGAUCGUAGUACUAUCGCAUUCGUCUCAACUUUAGUAACUGAUGAGGAUCUCGGACUGUAA
Penicillium hordei is the source of this 468-nucleotide messenger RNA. RefSeq lists its product as uncharacterized. The record is from RefSeq and is a predicted model, not a curated record. Gene Ontology annotation, molecular function: oxidoreductase activity. Lineage: Eukaryota; Fungi; Ascomycota; Eurotiomycetes; Eurotiales; Aspergillaceae. The coding region runs from base 1 to 468 and encodes 155 amino acids. The transcript is spliced from 2 exons.